AUGCCCAGAGGAAAACUGGGUGGGAGAGGGGGGAUGGACGAUGAGGGGAUGAGGAGGGCGCCUGAGGUGGUGGCGUUCUAUCAACAGCUGAUGAGGAUGCAGAGGGAGGGACUGGGAGGUGUUGGGGGGAGGGAAGCGGAGGAGGGGUUGAGCAUGACGGCUGUGAGAGGGGAUAUGAUUGGCGAGAUUGAAGGACGCUCGUCUCACCUGCUCGCGGUAAGUGCUGUCAAGCAAAGAAACACAAAAACAGUGGUUGGGGGGAGCGAAGGGGAGGAGGGGUUGAGCAUGACGGCUGUGAGAGGGGAUAUGAUUGGCGAGAUUGAAGGGCGCUCGUCUCACCUGCUCGCUAUCAAGCAGGACGUGGAGAUGCAGGGCGACUUCAUCAACACGUUGGCGAGGGAGGUGCGCGACGCCUCAUACUUUGACAUCGAGGACGUGGUGGCGUUCGUCAACUGGCUGGACGAGGAGCUCGCCUUCCUGGUGGACGAGCGCGCAGUGCUGAAGCACUUUGACUGGCCCGAGGCCAAGGCAGACGCGCUGAGGGAGGCAGCGUUUGAGUUCCAAGACCUAGUGAGGCUGGAGCGCGAUCUGGGCAGCUACGUGGAUGACCCUGACGUGCCCACCGACCAGGCUCUGAAGAAGAUGUUCCACGUGCUGGAGAAGGUGGAGCAGAGCAUAUACGCGCUGCUGCGCACGAGGGACAUGGCCAUCUCACGCUACGCUGAGUUUGGAGUGCCCACCUACUGGAUCCUCGAUAACGGCCUUGUGGGCAAGAUCCGUCUGGCAUCAGUCCGUCUGGCCCGCUGCUACAUAACGCGGGUCACAUCAGAGCUCGACAAGCUGGGCAGCGAGCCCGAGAGUGAGCCCAUUCGCGAGUUCCUGCUGCUGCAGGCCGUGCGAUUCGCUUUCCGCACCCACCAGUUCGCAGGAGGGUUUGACGCAGACAGCAUGCGAGCAUUCGAUGAGCUUCGAGCACGGGCCAACCUCGGAAGCAGUGCCAGCCUCGGCCCCCCUACUGCUGCCGCUGGUGCUGGUGCUGGUUCUGGUGCUGCUGGUGCUGCUGAUACUGGUGCUGCCGCUGCCUCUGCUGCUGGUGCCCCUGCUGCUGCUGAUGGCGUUGGCACACCGUCCAGCAGCGCGCACGCCUGCCCUUCCUUGCGGCGCGCCCUGCCCUUCCUCAAUCCGCCCCUUCCCUCACCCUCCUCCUUCCCUCUCUCCUUUGUGCUCCCCCCCACUACCUCACCUCUUCCUCCUCCUAUUUUCUCUCCCCAUCUGCUGCGGCUCGCAGCUCCUUGUGGCGCGCCCUCCCCUUCCCACAAUCCGCCCCUUCACCCUCCUCCUCCUCUCCUCUCUCCCACUAGUUCCCUCUCCACUAUCUCACCCCUCCUCCACCUCUUUCCUCUCUUCAUCUGCUGCAGCUGCUGUUUCCUCCUCCUCAUGGCGACCUCUCUCGCCCUCCCCUCCCUCCCUCUGCUGGUCCUUCAGCUUGCGCCCGAUGGCAGUGCAGUCAACUUCCCCAGUUGGCUGAACUGUCUUGAGCGCACGCUGUCUGGCACCCUAGUGAGUGGCUUUAACCUUUGGUUUGUCACUCAGCAGAGUGGUUCUGGCGCCAUUCCUACUUCUCCCUCUGCACCCACCUCUUCCUCCUCUGACCCCUAUGCUGAUGGCCUCCGUGCUGCCAUUGCUGAAACUGAGCGGCUUGUGGCCACGGCGCAAGCCACCGCCACGGCUGCUCCUGACAAUGCUGCUGCCCGUGACUUAGCGCGUAUUCUUGCUGAGUCCCUCGAGAGCACCCGCAAGCGCCUCACUGAGCACCUCGCUGCCCCUUCUCCUCGCUCUGCCUCUACGCCCCUUUCCUCUGCUCCAUCUCACUCUGACCUUCUCGCUGACUGGCAUGUUGCCAACGCACGUGCCUGUCAGGUCAUCCUUGCCUGCCUCCCUCCAACUCUUCUCCCUCAGUGCUCGCACAUCCGCUAUGCCAAGGACCUUCUCGGCUAUCUCACCGAGCGCUUUCAGUCACAGACUUCCAUCAGCGUCAUUGCCCUCUUACGCGAGCUCACCUCUCUUCGUCUUGCUGACUUCACCACCAUGGCAGACUACAUCGAUCGUGUGCAGACGCUGUCCUCCCAACUUGCCGCUCAACAGUUUGAACUUUCCGAUCAUGUCUGCGGUGCCCUCCUCCUCACAGGCCUCACUCCUGAAUACAGUAUGCAUGUCACCUUGUAUGGUGAGCGCCCCGCCGACCAGUGGUCGUUCUCCCGUGUCUCUGCCUUCCUCCUCCAGGCUGAGCUCAACCUCCGCAGCUGCCCUCCUACUGCCGCUGCUGUCACACCCUCUUCUGCCCCUCCUCCUCUCUCCACCACCACUGCCGCCGCUGCUUCCUCUCGCCCUCGCAACACCUUUCCUCCUUGCACCUACAUCAUUCGCCAGGGGCCCCGCAAGGGCGGUCCUUGCGGCCGCCGACUCUGGUGCAGGUGCCCAGACCUCUGCUCUCAGUGUGACUAUGCCUAG
Messenger RNA from Closterium sp. Naga37s-1, 2511 nucleotides. The record is from the annotation of a GenBank genome assembly. Lineage: Eukaryota; Viridiplantae; Streptophyta; Zygnematophyceae; Desmidiales; Closteriaceae.